Geosmithia morbida is the source of this 1812-nucleotide messenger RNA. RefSeq names its product Major Facilitator Superfamily. The coding region runs from base 1 to 1812 and encodes 603 amino acids. The record is from RefSeq and is a predicted model, not a curated record. Lineage: Eukaryota; Fungi; Ascomycota; Sordariomycetes; Hypocreales; Bionectriaceae. Gene Ontology annotation, biological process: transmembrane transport. The transcript is spliced from 3 exons. Gene Ontology annotation, molecular function: transmembrane transporter activity.
AUGAAGGAUACCAGAGACCCGGGGAGCUUAGAUGCUCCAGCUUUGGACCAUCGCACCCCUCAUCAUGACGACUCCGAGGUUAUCGCCGAGCUGACCGUCGUUGACGACACUCACGAUGAUCCCGUAGUAGCACGGGACGGCGACGACGUCGACGUCGAGGCCAAGAGGCAGAAGGAAGAGUCUGUAUCGUGGGGUGAUUUGCCUCGGAAGGAUCAGCUUGUUGUGAUAACAUUGGCUCGACUUAGUGAACCUCUUGUUCAGACAUCUCUUCAGGCCUACGUAUUCUACCAACUGAAAUGGUUCGACCCCUCCCUCCCCGACUCAGCCAUAUCGACCCACGCCGGCGCUCUGCACGCCAGCUUCACGGCCGCGCAGUUCGUCACGGCCAUGCUGUGGGGUCGGGUGGCCGACUCCCCGCGCGCGGGACGCAAGGCCGUCAUCCUCGUCGGCCUGACGGGCACCAGCCUGUCCUGUCUCGGCAUAGGCUUCUCCACGGCCUUCUGGCAGGCCCUCGUCUUCCGUACGUUGGGUGGUAUAACGAAUGGUAAUGUUGGAGUUAUGAGAACCAUGAUCAGCGAAAUCAUCAAUGAAAAGAAAUACCAGUCGAGAGCGUUCCUGCUCCUCCCAAUGACGUUCAACGUCGGCGUCAUCAUCGGCCCCAUCCUAGGCGGCAUCAUGUCCGACCCGGCGGGCAGCUAUCCGGACGUGUUUGGCGGCAUCGCCUUCUUCGAAAAGUACCCGUACGCGGCGCCCAACAUACUCAGCUUCGUCUUCCUCGUCUUCUCCGCCGCCGGUGUCUGGCUCUGUCUCGAGGAGACGCUAGGUUCCAUCGCCGUCGCCGGCUCCUCGGGCGGGGACCUGGGACUCAGGCUGGGUCGCGGCCUGGCCUCGCUUCUCAGCCGGUGCCUCGGCCGUGGGCCGCUGCGGAGAGAGGGCGGUCAUUACACCGCCGUCCCCACCGCGGAUCACGACAACGACGAGUCCAUCGAGAUUGACCCUGCUCCCGCUCCCGCUCCCGAUUCUGAUCCGGCUGCGGCAAACUUGAAGACGAGGGGUGGCGGUAGACGGUUCACGAACCACCUGCCCUUCCGACGGAUAUUCACGCGCAACGUCGUGCUGACGCUGAUAUCCCACUUCUUCAUGUCCCUGCACAUCGGCACCUUCAACUCCCUGUGGUUCGUCUUCCUCUCCACGCCCGUCUACGACGCCGACAGGUCGUCGCACGCCACGCGGCUCCCCUUCCGCUUCACGGGCGGGCUGGGCCUGGCCCCGCAGUCGGUCGGGCUGGCCAUGGCCACGCUCGGCGUCAUCGGCAUAACGAUGCAGCUGGUGCUGUACCCGCGCGUGGCCGCCCGUCUGGGCACGGUGGUGUCGUGGCGCCUGUCCCUGUGCUGCUUCCCCCUGGCCUACUUCCUGGUGCCGUACCUGUCCGUCGUGCCGAGCGCCGCGCCGCCGCCCGAGGCCAAGUCCGGCCCGGCCGUGUGGGUGGCUCUGUUCUGCGUGCUGUUCAUCCAGGUCCUCGGGAGGACCUUCGCCCUGCCCGCCCAGACGAUCCUCAUCAACAACUGCUCGCCGCACCCGAGCGUUCUGGGUACCGUGCACGGGAUAGGCCAGAGCGUCAGCAGCGGCGCGCGCACCAUCGGUCCCAUGGUCGGCGGCUUGGUCUACGGCCUGGGGCUGGAUGCCGGCGUCGUCGGCGUCGUGUGGUGGGCUAUGAGUGCCGUUGCUGUCCUAGGUUUCCUGGCUAGUCUGUUUGUCCGCGAGGGUGACGGCCAUGAGAUUUGGCUGGAGGGAGAUCAGGAGGAAACAUGA